This is a messenger RNA of Micropterus dolomieu (smallmouth bass), 2097 nucleotides long. Its product is annotated as sterol 26-hydroxylase, mitochondrial. The coding region runs from base 14 to 1579 and encodes 521 amino acids. The record is from RefSeq and is a predicted model, not a curated record. Gene Ontology annotation, cellular component: mitochondrial inner membrane. Gene Ontology annotation, molecular function: oxidoreductase activity, acting on paired donors, with incorporation or reduction of molecular oxygen; heme binding; iron ion binding. Gene Ontology annotation, biological process: C21-steroid hormone biosynthetic process; cortisol metabolic process; glucocorticoid biosynthetic process. The transcript has 9 exons. NCBI's taxonomy places the organism in Eukaryota, Metazoa, Chordata, Actinopteri, Centrarchiformes, Centrarchidae.
UUCUGCCGUCAUCAUGGCUGCACGGCUGUCCCGAAGUGUGAUGUGGAAGAAUAGCAGCUGGCUGCUGCAGUGCCCCACCGCCGUGGCCCGGGUCUGCUCUACGGGGGUGGGAAGCUCCUCCUCUGCCCCACGGACCCUCUCUGCCUUCCAGGGCAAGCCUCGGACAGUGGAGGAACUCCCGCAUGUCAGCUUCUUGGAGCUGAUGUACAGAAUUGUGUUUCAGGGUUUCUACAAGCGUAUGCAUGAGCUACAGAUCUAUGAGAAGCAGCGUUACGGGCCCAUAUACAGAGACGGGCUAAAGUCAGUGUCUGUGAACACUCCAAAGCUGCUGGAGGAAGUCAUGAGGAGUGAUGAGAAGUUCCCCAGCCGAGGAGACAUGUCCCUGUGGACAGAUUAUAGAGAUAUGAGAGGACUCGGCUACGGGCCUUUCACAGAAGAGGGGGAGAAGUGGUACAACCUGAGAGUGGUGCUGAACAAGCGCAUGCUGCAUCCGAAGGACUCUGCACGGUAUGGUGGCACUGUCAAUGAUGUGGUUACAGACUUCAUGAAGAGGAUCCACUACCUGCGUCAGUGCAGCCCCACAGGAGAAUCGGUGACAGAUGUGGCCAAUGAGCUCUAUCGGUUCUCACUGGAGGGGAUCGCCUCCAUACUGUUUGAGACAAGGCUUGGGUGUCUGGAAAAGAAAAUCCCUGCAGGUACGCAAGACUUCAUCAACGCCAUCGCCCAGAUGUUCUUCAACAGCAUGGCUGUGGCGCUGACCCCCAAGUGGAGCCGCAGUAUACUGCCCUUCUGGGGGCGCUACAUUGCAGGCUGGGAGGGAAUCUUCAGCUUGGCUAAAGAGUUGAUUGACAAGAAGAUGGAGGUCAUCCAACACCGUGUGGACAACAACCAGGAUGUGGAGGGCGAAUACUUAACAUACCUCCUAUCAAACACUCAGAUGAGCGCUACAGAUGUGUAUGGCAGCAUCGCUGAGCUUCUGUUAGCUGGUGUGGACACGACUUCCAAUACCCUCACAUGGACUCUGCACCUGCUGUCCAUGCACCCUCAAAUCCAGGACAGUCUUUACAAAGAAGUGUCCACACUGGUACCAGCAGACCGGAUCCCCUCCGCUGCAGAGGUCACUCAGAUGCCGUAUUUAAGGGCUGUUAUUAAGGAAACACUGAGGAUGUAUCCUGUGGUUACUACGAAUGCAAGGGUCAUUUCAGACAAGAACGUUGUUAUUGGUGGAUAUCUAUUUUCGAAGAAAACUUCUUUCUUGCUUUGCCUCUAUGCCAUCAGUCAUGAUGAGGACACAUUCCCAGAGCCGUUCACAUUUAAGCCGGAGAGGUGGCUCCGGGACGGCCGUGAGAGGCCACACCCCUUUGGCUCCAUCCCGUUUGGCUUCGGAGUGAGAGGCUGUGUCGGGCGCCGGAUUGCUGAGCUUGAGAUGUAUAUGGCUCUGUUUCGGCUAAUCAGGCAGUUUGAAAUCAAACCAGACCCCACAAUGGGAGAGUUGAAAUGCAUCAGCCGCACUGUUCUGGUACCAGACCAGCCACUGACCCUGCACUUUGUAGACAGAGGAUGUGAAAACGCAGCUUGAUUUGCUUUUGCUUUGGUUUGAAUGCAAAUGUUGCAUAUGAGUGAAAACAUUUCAGGAAUGUCUGAUGUAUUAAGAAAGUGAAACCGAAACAGCAGGUUUAAAACCUUUGCUAUAACAAAUGCGUAAAGUGUAAAUAUAAAAUGCACACUUUUAAGUGUAUAUGUAAUUUUCUCUAAAAUAAAAAGAAAUGCUAUAAUUUCAUUCAGCUGAACCACUGAGCACUUCUGGAAUGCUGGCAAUAACAUAACCCGGGGUCAUUGUCCACACAGACCCUGCAGGAUGCUAGCUUUACAUCAUGCUUUUCUAAGAAGAGAUAUGAGAACACAGAGUAGUGGCUACAUGGAUUUUCCUGGAAACUUGCUUUUUAUUAAAUGGUCUACUUGUCUCUGCUUGUAAAAAAGAGUAAAAUUAUAUUUUGUAAUCAGUAUUUUGCUGUUAGUGGAGACAAGACUGCAUUUGAAGCAUUUUAAUUGUGUAUUCAUUGUAUAGGUGUGAAUCAACUGCAGUCUAUUUGUAUU